UGCCCACUCCACACCAAAUGUUCAUCUCUGCUUGGUUUGUUUAUAAUUUUAUUAUUUUAUUUAAGUUCCUUUCUCUUCUUCCACCUUCUUCCCGUCCUUGUUCAGUUUCCCACUUAUUUUCUUUCUCUUUCUUUUGCAUUAACUGUUCUCAUGCAAUGGAUUUUCUUUUAUUUUCUGUUCUUUUCUUUCGGUUUCUUUUCCAAUUUUCCUCCCAUGCAAUAGCCAGUUGAUUCUACUUUGAGAAGUUAGCGUCCACCAGGGAAAACCGUCAUGCAGACAUGAAGACCAAAACCAAGCCACUCUUUCUCAAAUACUUCUUCUUCUCUCUCUUUGUAUCCAUCCCUAUCCUCCUCCUCCUAUUCUCUUUCCAAUCCCUCCGCCAUAAAACUACAGACCCACCACCCGGAAACCAACCCUCCGGCGACCUCCGUAUCCGCCCUGGCUACACCUCCUACGAAGCCUACUUACAGCUCCAGCUCAACAAAACCCUCAAUCCCAAACUCAGAAAGAUAUGGACCACCCGUGACUGGGACAGAAAGAUCAACGUCUUCGCUCAAUUCUUCCAAGACCUCAAGCAGAAACAACUACUCAAGAACGAGUCCAAAGCGCUGUGCAUCGGCGCCCGAGUGGGGCAAGAGGUGGAAGCGCUGAGGCGAGUUGGAGUGGCGGACUCGGUGGGAAUCGACCUGGUUCCCUACCCGCCCUUGGUGUUGAAGGGCGACUUCCAUAACCAGCCGUUCAAGAACGACACAUUCGAUUUCGAGUUCUCCAAUGUUUUCGACCACGCGCUGUAUCCGGACAAGUUCGUUGGGGAGAUCGAACGGACGUUGAGGCCCGGCGGGGUCUGCGUUCUACACUUGGCGCUGUCGCGACGGUCUGAUAAGUACUCUGCCAAUGAUUUAUACAGCGUGAGACCGUUGACAGAGAUGUUUGGAAGGUCGGAGGUGGUCCAUGUUCGCACCGUAGACGGGUUCGGGUUGGACACAGAAGUGGUUUUCCGGAAAAAGAAAUUGAUCGGACGCUCCUGAUUUUGAUUUCGCAAGUUGGGAUCAUCACACGGUCAUAAAACGUUAGUUGAAGUCUUGAGGAUUGUUUGUAUCGAAAUUUGGCUUGCUUGUUGGUUUGGAAAUGUAGAGUGAGCUUGUCGGAUAGGAGGAAUGUACGUAGGUUUGUUUGCCGGCAUUGCCUUCAGUCUUACACAUAUUUCAAAACCAUCUUACUGAACCCAAUUUAACAGCUUUCUCCUUUUUCCGCA
Vitis riparia (riverbank grape) is the source of this 1255-nucleotide messenger RNA. RefSeq lists its product as uncharacterized. NCBI's taxonomy places the organism in Eukaryota, Viridiplantae, Streptophyta, Magnoliopsida, Vitales, Vitaceae. The coding region runs from base 279 to 1028 and encodes 249 amino acids. The record is from RefSeq and is a predicted model, not a curated record. The transcript has a single exon. Gene Ontology annotation, molecular function: S-adenosylmethionine-dependent methyltransferase activity.